CUGGGUGCUAGAGCCACAAUUAUGACCAUGUUUGGUAACGGAAAUUAAUUAUUACUGCAUUACACAUUCGAUUAAUAAGAAGACAUUUCAACACAGUCGUUUGCGGCUUGUUUUCACUUUUAUUUUACUUUGCAGUAGGCCUACAAGUCAUGUAUUUUUGUUCCGAGUCAAAUUAACGUUAAGCGUCUGAGUGAUAAUGACUUCAAGCGUCCAAUAUUUUUAACAACAACAACAACGACAGUACACAUUGUUGUUAAUUGCACGCACAUUUUUACCUAAAUAGAGUGUAACAAUGUCGAAACGAAAAGAUGAAAGGACCGAAAAUAAGAAAAGAAAAGCCAUGGCAUUUUUAGCCCUUGUAAAGUCAACUGAAGAUAACGAUACGAGUCCUGCUAAAAAGUCUAAAGUUGAAAGCCACACAGGAACUACUGGCAGCUGUAAUAAUGGACCAAUUCCACAGAAGGAAAAGUCAAUGUCAGAUGAAAUGUAUGACGAAUUCAAGAAAAAAAGAAAAGAGAACAAAGAAUUAAUAAUGCAACGACCUAAGGUGUUCUUGACACUGGAUGAACUGACGAGAGACAAUCCACACCAUGUUGAUGAUAACGGUGUGAAGAUCAGACCACCCCUGUUUAUGUCAGACGUUCAACAUCUACUCAUGUUUGCAGUGUUGCAGGAAUAUUCCAGUUUUAAGCCAAGAUGGUGUAGAUUGCUAAGAGUUGGUAAGAUCACGAAGGUUGUGGCGGUGGUGUUAGACUCCCUGAGCGCACAAGAGUAUGAAAGGUUCCCUGGAUCAUUACCCACAUUACAUCAGGCUUUUGACAUACAAGCAGACAUUAUUGCGCCAGUGCAGUAUGCCAGCUCUGUGCGAGAAGACAUCAUGAAUGUUCCCAUUAGACUGACAAGUCAGGCCGAUGUCGUGCAGCUAGUCAAACAGAAGCAAAAGGAUGGGAUUAAAAUUUCUCCACAAUUCUUCAAAAAUACUGUUGCAAAAACACAGUUGUGGCAAUCAUAUAAGAAUCUCAAAGCACUCAUGUCCAACCCUCUGCAAUCUCUGGAGUUGGACAGUAGUGCUAAACCUGACAGCGAGAUAGUGGCUGAGGCUCAAAAUGGCCUACAAAACAUUGGAGAAGACAGUCCUGUGUCAACAUUCGAGCAAGACAAGUUCGACAGACGAUGGCUGAUGCUGAAUAGUGCUCAGAUGGCUGUAGAACACAUACCCAUGCCUGGUGGGGAAAGUAAUCGAUCUUUCUAUGGAUUCAAAUACACAAAAAAGUCAUACUCCAAGAUUACCAGAAAAAGUCCCCUGUUCGCAAUUGAUUGUGAAAUGAUUCAGACUAAAGCUUCUAAAAUGGAUUUGGCGCGAGUGUCGAUUGUGGAUGAAAACCUGCAGGUGGUUUACGACAGUUUUGUGAAACCUCGAGCCCCAGUGAUUGACUAUGUCACACAAUUCAGUGGUAUAACAGAGGAGAUUCUGGCCCCAGUGACCACAAGAGUUGAAGACGUGCAGAAGGUCAUGAUGACAUGCUUGCCCCCAGACGCCAUUCUCUGUGGACAGUCAAUAUCUAGUGACCUCAACAGCAUGAAGUUGUUCCAUCCGUACAUCAUUGACACCAGUGUGAUCUACAACCUCACAGGGACAAGACAAAAAACAGGCCUGAAAAAAUUGACGUCCAUCUUUCUAGGCCGUGACAUCCAGUCCAAUUCUGGGGGCCAUUGUUCUGUGGAAGAUGCCAUGGCAACUAUGGAGUUGGUCCUCCUAAAAUUAAGAAAUGAAAUGAACUUUGGAGACAUCAAGAUAAAGAAUGUAAAGACUACAGACUAUCCAGAGACUGGACUUGAACACAGUGGCAGAGAUGAAGAUGAGGGCUUGGAUGAUUCUCAGCUGGAUAAUUCCUGUAUGACCGUCACAAGGUCACUGGAGUUGAAUGGAGUGAGUGACAAAAUGAAAAGGAAGAGGCUUUUCUUCCAGCAGGAGGGCUGCAAGUUUAUAGAGAAUUUCCUCCAUCGUAUGGAAAAGCAUAGUAAAAAAGGUAAGAUCAUAGAUGAGCCUGCGAGUGUAGCCGACUACCCAGUCACUGUGCCAGUGGUGAGUUGCAGCAGUGACAAGGAGAGCUCCAAACAGACCUUGGCUCAGCUGGCAGAGAACACAUUCUGUUUCACCCACCUCUAUGGUUAUAGAAACUUCCUCCGCACCUGCGGCCAUGGAACUGAUCAAGACAAACCGGAAACAGCCGAAGAACUGAAGAAGUGCCUCUGGAAGUUGGAUCGCAGGUUUUGGAAGAUUCUAAUGGGGCUGCCAGAGAGGUCACUGUUUGUUGUUAUACUGCCUGGGAGAGAAGAAAAUGGCGUUGUGUAUUCUGCAAAAACAUUUGCCAAAAUCACCUGAUGCAUGGAUUGUGUCUUUUUUCAUAUGUGUGCAUCGGAACAAUAUUUUGUUAUGGGAUUUCAUUGUUUUGAAUAAAAAUGUGUAAGUCACAA
Dreissena polymorpha is the source of this 2478-nucleotide messenger RNA. Its product is annotated as RNA exonuclease 5-like. The record is from RefSeq and is a predicted model, not a curated record. NCBI's taxonomy places the organism in Eukaryota, Metazoa, Mollusca, Bivalvia, Myida, Dreissenidae. Gene Ontology annotation, molecular function: nucleic acid binding; exonuclease activity. Gene Ontology annotation, cellular component: nucleus. The transcript is spliced from 14 exons. The coding region runs from base 293 to 2386 and encodes 697 amino acids.